Messenger RNA from Carassius carassius (crucian carp), 1916 nucleotides. RefSeq names its product E3 ubiquitin/ISG15 ligase TRIM25-like. NCBI's taxonomy places the organism in Eukaryota, Metazoa, Chordata, Actinopteri, Cypriniformes, Cyprinidae. The record is from RefSeq and is a predicted model, not a curated record. The coding region runs from base 56 to 1699 and encodes 547 amino acids. The transcript is spliced from 12 exons. Gene Ontology annotation, molecular function: zinc ion binding; RNA binding.
CAUAAACAGUAUUGAAGGAGUUCACACUUAUCCUAAAUAAUGUCUCUUUCCAGCAAUGUCAUCCUCCAUGAGUUCACUGUCUGAGGAGAUUCAGUGCUCUAUAUGUCUGGACGUGUUCACUGAUCCAGUCACGACUCCAUGUGGACACAACUUCUGCAAGAUCUGUCUGAAUAAGUGCUGGGACAACAGCCAGACCUGCAGCUGUCCAUACUGUAAAGACACAUUCAAGCAAAGGCCUGAUCUCAAGAUUAAUACCACACUCCGAGAGCUUGUAGAUCACUGUAAGAAGAAAAGUCCUGAGAAAACAACUGAAGUUCUGUGUGACAUCUGUGAGGAAAGAAAGCUGAAAGCGCUGAAGUCGUGUCUGGUGUGUCAGAGCUCUUACUGUGAAACUCACCUGGAGCCUCAUUUGAGAGUGGCAGGUUUGAAGAAACACAAACUGAUGGAUCCUGUGAGUAAUCUGGAGGACUAUAUAUGUCAGAAACAUGAUAGACCUCUGGAUCUGUUCUGUAGAGAUGAUCAGACAUGUGUGUGUUCAAUCUGCACUGUGACAGACCACAAGAACCACAACACUGUUGCUAUAGAAGAGGACAGUGAAAAGAAGAAGACUGAACUGAUGAAGACACAGAAAGACAUGCAGCAGAUGAUCCAGAACAGAAUCAAGAAAAUUCAAGACAUCAAACACUCAGCAGAAGUCAGAAAAAGAUUUUAUACGGAACUGCUGGAGAUGAUGAAGGAGCAGCAAAAUGAAGCAGAGAAACAGGAGCAAGAGCUGAUUGAAGAGCUGCAGCAGGAGAUCACUGAGCUAAAGAUGAGAAACACUGAGCUGGAGCAGCUCUCAUACACUGAUGAUCACCUCCACCUCCUACAGAUUCACUCAUCCCUGUGCAGCCCUAGAAACACCAGGAACUGGCCUGAGAUCAGCAUGACGACUGAUGAGAGUCUGGAGACUCUGAGGAGAGAUCUGACUCAAUUGAAGGACACUAUAGAUGAGAAACUCACCAUAACUGUCUCUACAGAGCUAAAGUCGAUACAGCAGUAUGCAGGUACAAUGAGCUGUCAAGCAAAUCUCACCAGCCAGCACAUGCAGAGCAUGGUCAGCGUCAAAUGCGCGCCCAAAUAUGUUUUCAAGCCCUACCAGCCAGCGCCACCAUCCAGAUACUUCACUGGAACUAUUCCACAGAAUCCUGCUGCUUACUAUACCCCCAGUCAGAUCGCCCAGCUCCGACCCAGUCCUCGCUGGGCCACUCAGGGUGUCCAACCUCAGUAUUUGCAGGCCAUGCCCAAUACCAUCAGGCCCUCGUUGCCCUGUCCGCAAACCUUCAGUGGCAUGCGUCCCGCCUUCCAGGUGCCACAGGUGACCGCGCCCCAGCGCAUGGUGUCCCAGGGCAUGGGCCCUCGUCCCACCGCCGCAGGUGCAGCCACAGGAACAGCUCAGCCUCUGACAGCGUCCAUGUUGGCUGCUGUCCCUCCACAAGAACAGAAGCAGAUGUUGGGUGAGCGUCUGUUCCUGCUCAUCCAGGACAUGCAUCCCAGUCUGGCUGGAAAAAUCACCGGAAUGCUGUUGGAGUUGGACAACUCUGAGCUGCUGCACAUGCUGGAGUCUCCAGAGUCCCUGAGGUCAAAGGUGGAUAAAGCAGUAUCGGUGCUGAAGGCUCAUCAGGCCAAAGUCCCCAGCACCAAUGUGGCGGCCGUCUAACACAAGAAUGGUUCUCUUUGGCCCUGUCUUCACCAAGAGGGACGCAGUAAAAAAUAAAAAACAAAUAAAAACUUUUAAUUCUGGAAAAUUCCAAAACAUUCCUGUCUUUUUAUUGUUCUUAAUGAAUGCUCAUUGUCAGUUGUGUUCUGGCAGUUGAUAGCUGAACAUUUGGGAAAGUAAAUAAAAUUACACUACUUGAAUAAAUAAUACUUUAAAC